UUUUCAGCAGCCUGACAACCUUAAGCUUAUCUGUCGGCCAUUUACAUAUUCGAGCUUUCUUGGUAGAAACUCCGAGUUUUCGGAGUGAAAUCAGGGGAGGAUUUAACUUCACUCCCAAGGCUAAUUAGAAAUUGUCCAGAAUACGCACUGAACAUUCAAUUUGCACAGAUACGAUCUGAACAUGCAGUGGGCAUCUAUAAAAAGAGCAAGAAAGAUAAAAAUGGUGGGAAUUUUGGGGUUGAUAGCUACCAUUUCGGGCUUCGUUGCAGAGGCUGACCAUGUCUGGGUAAAACUCACCCUCAAGAUGGGGUUUGUCCAAUGAACACAUACCCUCAUCACAGUACAUCUAUUUUUAGAUUGUAAACAGAGGAUUCAGUAAAUGAAGAAAUUGUAAUGGUUUAUCCUAAUGAUUAUCCCAUGUGGUUGCAUUGAAUUUUCUUUCUGUCUGUAAAAGAAAUGUGACAGAAAUCGUAACAGUUCUGGAAGAUGGACAGAACAAGGGAUUGGUGAAUUUAAUUGUCUCUGCAAUUGAGACAAUCCCAAAAUAGGGCAUACACCGGUUCCCAUGUACAAUCUUUGUUCUCACCCACUCCAAUAGAUUCAUUCUUUUACUUGGUUUAUUAGUGUCAAUAAUGUGUAUUGCUGAUCUUGUUGGCUUUGCUUCUUUCGCUCUUCUUUUUGUUUGAGUUCAAAAUGUUUCUGAGCAAUGCAAGCAGCUUUGAGUCAAUUGUGAUGAAUAUAGUAGAAAAGGAGAAGUCUUUGUUCCCACAUUUGAGCCCUGAACUUUUGUCAGUGUGCACACCCUCUCAUAGUUCAAGUGCCCUGACUGAGAAAGGUGGUGGAUGGGGAGGAACAUGGGAGAAGGCUUCCAGAAUAGUUGAUGAGAGCACAAGCUCUGCUCAAGGAGGAUCUUCCAAGGCUUGCAUUUACCCAUGCUUAUUCUGUUCCAGGAAGUUUUACAGUCCUCAGGCAUUGGGUGGGCAUCAAAAUGCCCAUAAGAAGGAAAGGACUGCAGCAAGGAGAGCUCAAAGAUCUCAUAUGGGUAUUCAACAGAGAUUCUGCAGCCUAGCACCUUCAUCACUGGGUUUUGCUCAAAAUUCAAGCAAUUUGAUUAGUUCUCUCUGUAUAAGGGGCCAUUCUUCUACUGUUCAAGGAGGAGGAGGAACACAUAGAGGAGGAGUGGGUGAUGGAGAAGGAGGAAAGGGAAUAGAUGGAUGGAUUCAUUCCUUUGUUGGGUAUCAACCCAUUAUAGAUAGAUACUUUCCUUCUGGUCUCUUGGAAAAUUAUGAUUGCAUGGAAGGAGCUGCUACCUAUGGCUCUAACAUAAGCUAUGGCUUCCCAAAAGAGGAGAUGGGUGUCAUUGGCUCCCCAAAAGAGGAAAUGGGUUUCAUGAAACGGCCAACUAAUUUCCCUGAUGCAGUGGAACCAAGAGAAGAUGGCUAUGGCUCCAGGAAAAGGGUUCGAAGUGGGGAUCCUCAAUUUUCUGCAACAAGUUUGGCUAUGAAUUCAGGUGAUCAGAAGCUUGAUUUAUCGUUGCAUCUGUGAAUGGAAUGUGAAUAUGCAUGUAAGGGUAAGAAUGUUGAAGGCUAUAUAAAAGUAUGGGAAUAUGAUUCACCAUAACAAAGGUUGGAGCAAGGAGGGAUCAUGGUGUUUUCAUUAUCUCUAUUCUUUGGAAAGUUAGGUGUUUCAAUUUUGUAUAGAUUUAUUUAUUAUUUAAUAGUAUUUUAAUUUUUCCAAAAAAUUUAUAAUAUGUAUAAAUAAUACAAUAGGUUUUCUUACAGUCACAACAUAGUAGGAUGAUUUUAUGUAAAAAAAACUUAUCAGAAAUGAAAUUGACAUCCUUACUGCAUGAGAGGCGUUCUUACAGCCACAACCCAAUUAGAUUAGCAGUUGGGAAACCCUCCAUCUUC
This is a messenger RNA of Cryptomeria japonica (Japanese cedar), 1910 nucleotides long. RefSeq lists its product as uncharacterized. The coding region runs from base 694 to 1545 and encodes 283 amino acids. The transcript has a single exon. NCBI's taxonomy places the organism in Eukaryota, Viridiplantae, Streptophyta, Pinopsida, Cupressales, Cupressaceae. The record is from RefSeq and is a predicted model, not a curated record. Gene Ontology annotation, molecular function: DNA-binding transcription factor activity.